UGCAGUUCCCAGCCGGAGCAGUGUGCUGGUUGCACUUGCAGGAAACCAUGUGAUGUCUUCAUUCACCCUGCUGCAGGUCACAGGAGAAGUUUUUAAAAGAAGAUGCUGGUUUUGAGGCUGCUUUUCAAUGCUGCCUGCAGGAGGCAACCCCCUGCAAAGCUGGCCUGCCCCUUAGCAUUGUCUUUACCUGGGAGGACCACUACAAUAAUACAGCUGAGAAACCAAACUUCACAAAAUAUGCAUGAAGAUAUGCCACAGCAGAUGGAGAAUCCGUAUAAAGAGCCUCCUAAGAAAUGCGUGUUGUGUGGGGUCACUGUAGAUUACAAGAAUACACAGCUGCUGUCUCAGUUUAUAUCAUCGCAGACUGGGCGUAUGUAUGGCAGACACAUAACAGGUUUAUGUAACAAGAAACAAAAGGCAAUUUCAAAAGCCAUAAAGAGAGCUCGCAUAAUGGGGUAUAUGCCUGUUGCAUACAAGGACCCUGCUUUUCUGAAAGACCCUAAAAUAUGUGAUAUUUGACCACCUGUACUAAUUAUAUAUUGUUAAUAAAUAUUAUUUUGCACUG
Pelobates fuscus (common spadefoot toad) is the source of this 565-nucleotide messenger RNA. It is a transcript of the gene MRPS18C, whose product is annotated as mitochondrial ribosomal protein S18C. Gene Ontology annotation, cellular component: mitochondrial small ribosomal subunit; ribosome. Gene Ontology annotation, biological process: mitochondrial translation. The transcript has 6 exons. The record is from RefSeq and is a predicted model, not a curated record. Lineage: Eukaryota; Metazoa; Chordata; Amphibia; Anura; Pelobatidae. Gene Ontology annotation, molecular function: small ribosomal subunit rRNA binding; structural constituent of ribosome. Bases 103 to 519 code for a protein of 138 amino acids.